Molecule: messenger RNA, 2335 nt
Organism: Dermacentor silvarum
Lineage: Eukaryota; Metazoa; Arthropoda; Arachnida; Ixodida; Ixodidae
Exons: 3
Coding region: 169-2238 (689 amino acids)
Source: RefSeq, a predicted model, not a curated record
GCAGCUGCUUCGGUCCCUUCUGUGACGGCCUUAUAUGAGUAUUUACAAGACCUCAAAGUAGAAGACAGUUCAAUUACAUGGCCUGAGUCCCCUCCCACUACCAAGGGCAGCAUCUGGAAACUUAAGCGUCGGCCGGGCCCAGGAGGUGCGCAGCAGCGUCUUUGGACAAUGGACUGUCCUAACCUGGUCGACAUGGGAAACAGCAGGAGCCCGGUCCUGGGGGAGAGACUUUUUUCGCCGCACGUGUGCACGGCCACAGACCUCAACCUGUGCCACAUCUACAGUGACCUGCGAGUAUGGAAUGACUUCCUCUGCGUCGUUGACCUGGAGCUGAGGGAGGAGCCUCCGUCACAGCUGUACCUGGUUUCGAUGGGGCACUUCCCUCCCCAACCAGACACCGAGAGAAUGCAACACGAAGCCCUUACCCUCGUCUACUUCCUCUUGAACAAACAUGGCUGCGUCCAUGCCUUCCGCAUGAAACCCUGGUUCUACUAUCUCGAGUACAAGAAGGUGAUUGGCGUCAGCCCCCUUCGAUGCUUAGCACUCAAAUGCCUGGCUCUUGAUUUCGCCUCCAGAUGUCCGGAGCUCGAUGACUUGACUUUCGACAUACCUUUCUUGAAGCUCGUGGAGCUGCAGUGCCACGUGGACGAACGCCCCGAGCAUCUCACUGAGGCGCUCUGCUUGCUUCUGUCGACGUCAUCGUCACUCAAGACGCUCGACUUGUGCAACUGGAACUUCACGGCCGACGAGGCCGAACGCGUCUUGGAUGCGCUCAUGCUGAACACCACGUUGACGGCGCUUUUUGUGAACACCACUCUGACCAUGCACAGAAACGAGAAUUGCGGCAGGAAUUUUGCGCACUUCAUACGAAGCAACUCGACACUCACGGCACUUGGGAUUCGCAAUAGCAACUGGAAGGGGUGGGACGAUUUCACGCUGUUCGUCAGUGCCCUGAAUGAUAACCGUUCUCUUCUUAACGUGUCGUUGGAAGGUUUCAUCAUUGACUUAAAGGCUGCCGCUGCGCUUGAAACGCUGCUCAAAGAAAAUCUGACCAUCCAAAGCUUAAGCCUUUCAGACUGCGUGUGGUUCGAGUUUGCUGAGAACCCUGGAUGCAGCGAGAACUAUAUCCAAGAGCUGCCAGAAUACUUCCGCCCGUUCACUCAGCUUCUGCGGCAGAACCAUCCACUGCGAGAGCUGGGGGUGACGUUGCUCUCGCUUACCCCUGUCCAGUGUGUGGCAUUUUUUAUGGAGUUGAUAAAGGUUACAAGGUUGUCAAGACUAACCAUCGAAGUGGGAAAUCUACGCCGCACCUCACGAGUUGGCUCGAAGAAGAUGCGUCAAGUAGGCACCAAUAGUAGUGCAGUUUCUCCUUGCAAGCACUCAUCGGAGAUUGUCGUGUGGCUACGCGAGAGGAAAGACGUGAUUUGGUUAGGCUCUGCCUUGCCAGCAAUUCACUCUUGCAGCCACAUCACAAGCGCCAAAAUUAGGCUUACCUAUCAGAAGGAAGCGAUCUCACUGGCUGCCAAGUACAUAGAAUCAGCUAGCGCACUGAGAGAGCUUACGCUUCUGUUACCUCAGUGUAGCAGUGUACAGGAAAGCACUGCAUCGGAAUGGCGCAAGAUCAUACUGGGAGCACUUUUGCGCAACAAGAACGUGCGAAAGCUGUGCCUGAGGCACGUGAUCUGCAGUGAUCAGGAUGCUUCUGUGAUGGCAAGCAUCAUCAAGUCCAGUGAGAAUCUACACGAUCUCCGCAUCGGCGCUUCUGCUGCAGUCAACCAAGCGUUCUUGGGUCAUUUGCUGCCGGGAUUUUAUCACAAGUUCACGCUCGUUUUUCUCCACUUUUUCGUGGAGCCGGUAGAGUGGUCGCCGCACUGCAUCACUGUCAGGGAGAUCGUCCGCCGCAACUUGAGUAUGGUGAAUCGCGCUGCGCACUACGUGCUGGGAAAUCGCAGCCGCUGCUGCCUAGAAGCCCUUGAGCCGGUUGCGUCAAACCCGGCACUGCUUGAAAAAAUCAGCCAGCUAGCGUCCGUGAGCGAGCAAGAAGCCGCGAAGAAAGUGCUAGAAAGCGUCCAGGGCCUACAGAGCUUGGACGACUUCAUGCGGGCGGCGGGCGUAGUCAAGGAGAGGGUCUGCUGCGGAACCCGUGAAGAUGGCAAGCUGCAGUUGGAUGACCUCAACGAGUACUGCUGGCGGAGCGUGAGGCAAUACUUGAACGUGGCAGAUGUGGUGCAUGCUUGACUUGAAAUGGCCCGAGCUGACCAAGCUGACCAGCAUAUAUCCUUUGCAUGCUCUUCGCUCAUUCUGUACCGCUUGACCUCGAGCAAAUAAAAGUCUC